Symbiodinium sp. CCMP2456 is the source of this 988-nucleotide messenger RNA. NCBI's taxonomy places the organism in Eukaryota, Dinophyceae, Suessiales, Symbiodiniaceae. The record is from the annotation of a GenBank genome assembly.
GCAGAGGACUCUGAGGAGAGUGAAGAAGACCGGCGAUGAUGACAAGGACGACUCCUCGGUGGAGAUCACGCUGGACAAGAGGUUCCUGGCCAAAUCCACCCGGCAGCUGGAGCAGGACGUCUACGGUGCGAAGAGACAACGUGGCAGUGCCGGCCAGGAGGCAAGCAACGAUGUUCGGAGCCUCGUCGUGUCUCCGGCGGACACGGCGGUAAGGACAGACAUCACCCCGUCCCCGGUGACGAGCAAGCCUUCGACCUUUGGGUCGGGACCCGUGGCACGGAAGAGAAAGGCUCGUGGUGAUGAUGAUGAUGUGGAAGAUGGACUUGCUGAGCCUCACUCUGACAUGAAGCCCCGUCGCCUAGCUUUUGCUUCGAAGUCUAGCCUGAAGGAGACCGACCCCCAUCAGGGCAACGAGGAAUCCAGUUCCGAGAACAUGGAUGACGACGAGGAUGUGGAGCUGACUGGCCAGCGCCAGCGGGCUCUGGAGAACAUUGCCGAAGAGGAUGCUGAUGUCUUCAAAAACAAGUAUGCUUUGGCCCUCCCUUCGGCCGCCCCUACAAAGAAGAAUGAGCUUCAGGCCAUCCAGGACGAUCCUGGUCUACCGUCGCCAAAUGGUGAGUGGUCCCAGCUCCCCGAGGGCAUCCGUGUUAAGUUGGAGAAGAUGGAUGCGGAUCUGAUUGAGGUCCUGCCGACAUCCUUGCCUCCGUCUCCUGCUGGCAUUCAGAACACGUGUGGCCUUCGUCCUGCAGUUUCCUAUGUCCUCUGGUGGUGUUGCUGUUGCUGCUGUUUUCUGAGGUCUGACUUCCCACACUUUGUGGAUAUACUCAUGGCCGAGGGUAUCUUGAAUUUGACGGAUGCCACGGAGCUCAUCUGUGAUCUGGAAGGCUUCUGUGCUGUAAUGGUAUGUCCUGUAAGCGAGGUUCUGGCUGGUCCGUUCGCUCCAUUGACACUAUUUAAUCCGAGGAAGCUGGAUGGAUUCUUUGGGUGA